AUGCCUCGUGCGAGGAUAUCUGCCGCUUGUAGUAACUGCCGGCAAAAGAAGAUCAAGUGUGAUGGAAAUCAACCCUACUGUGGUUCCUGUUUACGUAGGAAAGAGCCGAGGUGUGUCUACAAUCGAGGCCAGCCGUCUCGUUCCAAGGCCAGAGCUUUACUUCCUCGUCCCGAAGUAUCACACCAAGAAAACACCACACUGGGGAGAGCUAAUCUAAGCAACUUGGCUAAAAAUGAAGAAUUCUUCGGUGGGAGCAGCGCAUCCUCAUUCACCUCGCAGAUUAAUUCCGCGAUCGACGCUCGGCUUGGCCGGGCCCAACCAAUGGCUCCCGGUUUCAACAGUGUCUGGCCGUCCCGUGGAAAGGGGACGCAGCCGCCUCAAGAUGAUCCAGACGAGAAUCCCUUGGAUUACACUCUACCCAGGAGAGAGUUUGCGGAUGACCUCCUAGAGAACUACUAUGGCCUUGUAUGGGUCAUUGUCCCAAUGCAUGAUUGGGUGUUAUUCCAGGCAGCGUACAGAUACGUUUGGCUUGGCCAACCACUGCCUAUUCCUGAACGCAUCUUUUAUUGCAUGUUGAACUUAACAUUCGCUUUGGGUAGUCAAUUCUCGGGUAUGAUCCAGCCGCGCAAGAGAAGGGAGACUGGGCGAGCGUUUUGGAAGCGGGCUCACGAAUUAUUCGACCCUCGAUUGCACGAUAGCGCAUCAGUAGAAGGAGUUCAGUGUCUUAUCCUAAUGGGACUGUAUCUUCAGACCACAUCUGAGUCACAUCAGUGCUGGAUGACUGUGGGUUCAGCUAUCAGAAUGGCACAGAGUCUUGGUCUUCAUCUUCACCCGUCACCAAGGACAAGUACUACUCGGAGGGAUGGGGAAAUGGCUAGAAGAGUAUGGUUUGGUUGCGUAUAUAUGGAUCGCUCUUUAUCUAUGACAUUUGGCCGACCUAGUAUGAUUGCGGACUGGCAAUGCAACAUGAAGUUCUUACCGUCAAUGAUUGAUGACGAUCUACUUGAUUCUCAAGUCGAACCAAGCGCGAUACGUCCUGACGGGAAAACGACAGCCGUUGCAUUCUUUAUCAAAACUUUGGAACUUUAUAAAAUCGUCAACGACUGUCUUCUUGAGCUUUACAUGAACUCACCGGACAAGUCAACAAAAACGAGCCACACCAUUGUAUCUGUUCUUCAGCUGGACGACCGCCUGGUACAGUGGUCUCGUUCCGUACCAGAUAGAUUGCGAUAUGUGCCCACGUCCAGUUCAGAUGCAUUUAUUUUCCAACGGCAGCGAAUUGUAUUGCGGGCGAGAUACCUCUAUGCUCGGAUCGUGAUACUUCGCCCCAUCUUAUCAGAGUUCUGCUUGAAGCAGGCAAGACCAAAAUGGAACACCGUAUCCGAUUCAAGCCUGAACGAGUGUCUUGUUGAUCGAUGCUCAACUCUUUGUUUCGAGGCAGCACAUGAGAUCAUUGAUAUGAUAUAUUCACACCUUGACCGAGAGACUGUAACUGGGCCCGUACCUGCUUGGUGGCUGGCUGUAUUAUUCGUAUAUACCGCCGCUACAGUGCUACUCGCCGAGCGAAUCAUGCCGAGCGACUCGGACACACAGAUUUGCACACCAUGGCCUGCCAACUCCUCAUGGCACAGAGCAAUUGAAAUACUCAAAGCGUACGCAAAAGUUGGAGAGUCAGCGGAGCGAUGUAUCGCGGCAUUGGAAAUUCUCUUGGAAAAAAUACAAGGGCAGUGCCAGAUUAUUGUGCGGCUAACUCAAAAGGAGGCAUCCAACCCGGACUCAUCUAUUGCGGCACCUGAGGUAUCCUCACAGAGUGAGGCUACGCAAUUUGGGGAUACUGGGCCAUUCAGUUCCUCCCUAGUUGAUCUCGAAGGCAUAGACUUCAACGUUGACGACAUGUUUUGGCUGAAUUGUUCAGUUGCGGACAUUCUCGUUGGAACGUGA
Clonostachys solani is the source of this 1941-nucleotide messenger RNA. Lineage: Eukaryota; Fungi; Ascomycota; Sordariomycetes; Hypocreales; Bionectriaceae. The record is from the annotation of a GenBank genome assembly.